This is a messenger RNA of Caenorhabditis remanei, 873 nucleotides long. RefSeq lists its product as uncharacterized. Gene Ontology annotation, molecular function: protein binding. Lineage: Eukaryota; Metazoa; Nematoda; Chromadorea; Rhabditida; Rhabditidae. Bases 1 to 873 code for a protein of 290 amino acids. The transcript has 5 exons. The record is from RefSeq and is a predicted model, not a curated record.
AUGGCGAAGAAUAAGAUCGACAACACCAGUUUGGCACUGGACAAAGAUUUCACUAUUGAUCAAUUAUUGCCGAAGGAGUUGGUCGAUCAUUACAUGAUUCGAAAGCCAAUUGGAGUGAGGGUUCACAAACAGGAUUGUAGAAUUACUCAUGUUCUUCCGGAGUCAAUACUAAUUGGAAAAGCUUUUCUGGGAGAUUGUAUUGUGGGAAUCGAUGAUAAAGUGAUCACCAGUGGAGACGAGUUACACACUAAAUUGAAGGAGAAAACCGAGAAUAUUCAUCUUUCCUUGAAACGAAACAUGUUCUCAUGGUGUUUCCAUAUUCGGACAACUGUCGAGAAGAUUCAAAUCGAUCGGGAUGUUGAGAGGAUCACUCCGAACCCUGUUAAUCACUAUUUUGUGCUCAUAAGACUCCGUCCAACUCCUGAAAUGCAGAUAAUAGAUUUGGGAUUAUUUGUGAAAUACAACAAUAGAGAUCGUCUUGAAGUCGACUACGUGACACCCAACAGUCUGGCGUCUAUCCAUCUGAAGGCUGGUGAUGUCAUCCGUGAAGUCAACUCCCAACAAAUUUGCUCCAAGAGUAUGCUCCGUUACCAUAUCGCCAACAGUAUCGCCUCUUCCGGAGUCUUCACUCUUCUCGUCGAAUCCCCAAUUCGUGAUACAGUCAGAGAUCAUAUCGAUUUGGCAGAUGACGUCGUGCAGAUCGCUGACAAGGCGGCGGAGGAAUUCAAAAAGUUGGGAAAAGGAUAUGUUCCUCAGCCACCGAGAAAAGCGAAUCCGAAGAGAAAUAUCAAGUUGAAAGAAGAGAAAACAGAGUAUCCAAUCGUCAGUGAUAUUGAUCCAUCAAAGUUGAGACCGUGCAAAAAUGCUAGUUGA